This is a messenger RNA of Cornus florida, 1488 nucleotides long. RefSeq lists its product as uncharacterized. Lineage: Eukaryota; Viridiplantae; Streptophyta; Magnoliopsida; Cornales; Cornaceae. Gene Ontology annotation, molecular function: nucleic acid binding; zinc ion binding. The transcript has a single exon. The record is from RefSeq and is a predicted model, not a curated record. The coding region runs from base 1 to 1488 and encodes 495 amino acids.
AUGGGUGCAGUAGAAGACCAGAAGGUAAACUUAGCUACAUUUAUGUUCAAAAAUGAAGCUAAUUAUUGGUGGGACACGACAAAACAUUUAUUGUUCAUUCCAGGAGAAAAAGAGGUGAUAUUAUGGAAUCCAUUUGUUAAAGCUUUUUAUGAGAAAUAUUUCCCUCCAAUUUACAAAAAAGAGAAGGAACGGGAGUUUAUUCUCCUAAAACAAAAUAGAAUGUAUGUGGUUGAUUAUGAAGUUAAGUUUACAGCUUUAUCGAGAUUCGCACCCAAGUUUGUACAGAAUGAAGAAGAUAAAUGUACAAAAUUUCAGGAUGGGUUAGAGGCGGCUAUUAAGUCUAGAGUUUCAGUGUUUGAGGAAGCAGAUUAUAACAGACUUGUGAAUAAAGCCAUGAUUGCCGAAAGGGAUGUGAAAGAAUUGCAAGAAAGAAGGGAACAAUACAAAAGAAAUAGAUCUAAGCCGUCACAGUUAAGAGGAGGUGAAGGAAUUUCAAGUCAGAAAAGUCAAAGGUCGUGGUAUGGAAGGGGAAGGGGUGGUGAAUCUCAAGGUCAGACAUCAAGUAUUGGAAGAGGUCAAGGGCUUUCCGAACAACAAUCUAUACAACCAGGUAGCUUUGGAGGACGUGGUACUGGCAGGGGGUGUUUUCAGUGUGGAAGGGAAGGUCACCAGAAGAAAGAUUGUCCUGUAUUGAAAGCAGAAGAAUGUUAUCAUUGCCAUCAGCCGGGUCAUCGGAAGAGAGAUUGUCCUAUGUUGACAGGAGUGACCUUCGUAGGUAGUGUUGUUGGUUCUGGUAAAGGUUUUCCACAGGGGAACUCGUCAAGAGGAGGUAAGGGUACUACAAGUGGUUCACAAGCCCAGGGAAGAGUGUUUGCUAUGACACUUCAGGAUGCUCAAGCAACACCAAAAGUGGUGACAGGUACACUUUCUAUUUUGGAUAGAAAUGUUACUGUGCUUAUUGAUCCUGGCUCAACCCAUUCAUUUGUUGCAUUAUCUAUUGCUACGCAUUUGGGUAGACCACUUUCAUCAUUAGAUAGUAAAUUGUUUAUUUCUACACCAAUGGGGGAAGUGGUAGUGGUUGCAAAUGAAUAUCGGGAUUGUGUGUUGCAAAUGGGAGAUAAACAGAUAAAGGUGAAUUUGAUACCAUUGAGUAUACCAGAUUUUGAUAUUAUUUUGGGUAUGAAUUGGCUAUUUGCGUAUCAUGCAUCAAUAGAUUGUUUUCGGAAAGAAGUUAUAUUUCAGAUAUCAGGGGAGCCAGAAUUCAGAUUUACCAGAAAAAGAAAUGUUAUUCCAAACUGUCUUAUCUCAACUAUACAAACCAGAAAGUCGUUGAAGAAAGAGUGUCAGGGUUACUUGGCUUAUGUGGUUGAUACUGAAAAUAAAAAAGGUGACACUGGAAAAUGUACCAGUGGUACGAGAAUUCAUAGAUGUGUUUCCAGAAGAAUUACCGGGGUUACCAGUGGACAGAGAGGUAGAUUUUACCAUUGA